GCCGACGGCGACGGCGGCGGCGACGACGGGGAGCGGCUGGUGCGCGAGUGCGAGCAGUACCUGAGCAGCCACGAGCUGCGCGCGCAGGGCCCGGCCGCGGACGCAGCCGCGUCGGACUGUAGCCGCUCCGGGUCGGCGUCGUCCGUGUCGGAGAGCGGCGGCGCGUCCAGCUCGUCGCUGCCACCGGACGGCGCGGCCGGCCUGAAGCGCAGGCGCAACCUGGUGGGCCGCUGUGUCAACAAGGUGCGCUCGCUGAUCCGCAAGUAGCCGGGCCCGGCCCACCCCCACCCUGUACAUACCGUGCCACGGACUCACUGUACAUAUGGACACUGUUUGUGACGGAGCGACACUCAAACGUCACUGUAACCAAAUGAGCUAUUUUUAUUUCUAUUGCUGUUAAUUGUAUUUUACCAAAGGUAAUUUAAAGUAAUCGCUGCGAGGGCAGCUUCAAUAAAGUAUUUCGAGUCGUU
Molecule: messenger RNA, 470 nt
Organism: Schistocerca piceifrons (Central American locust)
Lineage: Eukaryota; Metazoa; Arthropoda; Insecta; Orthoptera; Acrididae
Exons: 1
Source: RefSeq, a predicted model, not a curated record